UGUGCCGAGCAGUUCUGUUCGGACGAUCCAUUAUACGAAUGUGAAGAUGCACAAAGCAGUAUGCCUUUCUUCGGAUCCGUAAUAAUGUUUCUUGGAUUUUUCAUCAUAAUCAGUAACUGUUUGUUACCGUAUCUCGUCUACCGUGAACCUAAUUUAAGAGUAACUCAUAAUUGGAUAAAAGUUUCACUUGCAUUUGCCGAUAUGCUGAACGGAAUAGUGUUGGUUUGUUCAGUUCUGCCGAACAUAUUGUGGUUUCGUAAUCUGCCAGAGAGAGAAGUUGCCUCAGAAAUUGCAAAGGAAACGAACUCGGUCACUGCAGUUUUUCUUGGAUCUUUAUUGAUUGUAUCAAAUCAGGGAUCUCUUCUCCACCUCACGUUCCUAACUACGGAAAGACUUGUUGCAAUAAAUUGGCCAAUGAAUCACAAAGCAUUGGAACAAACAAUUAUAUAUCACGGAAUAGCUGUCGUGUGGAUUCUUUCAAUAUUUUGUUCAUUCACACCAGCAAUAUUUCCUGAUCAUUUUGAAUAUUCCUUGGCACCGGUUGCGUUUGUAAACAUGUUGACUACAAAAAAUUUACCCGAUGGAUCUAUGGGAUAUCAUGGCGCGUUAUAUGGUGUCGUGACAAUUUUAUUGCCUUACUCAAUUAUGCUAUUGACAUCAAUUACAACAGGAUUUAUUGUUUGGAAGAAGUUGCGGAAUUCACCUAGAACAUGUCGAGUUCCGAAAGAGCAAGAUCAUGCUACAAGAGGAUCUUUAGAGAGUAUCGUUGAUUACCUACGACAGGUGCCAGAAUUACAUCCCGAAAUAAAAGUGUUCAAAACUCUUAUCAUUAUGAUAGUGGCUUUCAGUGUCACAUUGUUACCUGUAUCCGUCAUUUUGAUUCUCUACAACUUGAAGAAAUACUACAACUGCGAUAACUAUUCGCUUCCGUACACCUUAGCGUUUUAUAUAGGCAUUUCGAACAGUUUUUUGAAUGUGAUUAUAUACACCGUUCGUGACAAGAGUUUCAGAAAAGCUUGCAGGAAUGAGUUUCCAAGAAUUUUCAGAAAAAAGAAAAACAAUGAAAACAUGCGCAGAAAAAUUGAAAUCAAUUCUACAAGCUCAAAUGUAUUAUGAAGCAUUUCCUCGGAAGAACCAUGAAUACAUUCAUCACUGAUGAUAUAAAUGCAUGGAAAAGACAGCAAAUGAUGUGACUAUAGUAUCGUUAAUGCCGAUCCCGGAAUCUGUUAUAAUAUCUACAAGUAGGCCUACAACAACUGCAUCAAGGAUGUAUUUUACGUAACUUUGAUGAUGAGUAUGUCUCCAACUAUUGCUUUUACAUAAAACAUAAUUACCCAAACAUAACAAUUCCGUUAAUAAUGCCACAAAAUGACAACGAGUACAACAACUUGUAUCUUCAAUCCAGUUUUUCAUAAAUAUACAGUAGUUAAAUAACAUGACAGCGAAUGAAAACAUUACUUCAUUGAGUUUUAAAACGAUCUUAGUAAACGGUAUUCUGCCAACCAUUCAUUCAACUUUGUGGAUAUCCAAUUUAUGUAAAAGUGUUUACUCAGUUAUUUCUUUGUUAGAAUUGACAAAUAAAGUUUCUGAUUCUGAUGAGUUUUUUAUUUGGUUAUUUAAAUUUUCGUGAAGAAGUACAAUUACAAAUUUUAAUUUGUUGAUGGUUUAUGAACUAUUUGUUUUAUUAUAAUGUGAACCCACAAUGUACUAUUAUUUGAAAGUUUUUCUUCUUUCCUUCAUUAUGAGACUAAAUAAAAAAAUAGACACAACAAAAUAUUCUGUAAAUUUCUGAAUAUUUUAUUGCUGACAGUAUUAUUAUUUUACAAAUUCGUUUGACGAUAAAAAAAAAAUUACAAAUAGGAAUCAUAGUUAUUACAUUUCUAUUCUGCAAGAAUGCUUCCUGUACUUGGUCAAUCAUGCCUUGAAUAUCCAUAAUGUUAUGAAAGGUUAAGCACAAAAUUAGUUCAAAAAUAAACUGAAAUAUAAAGUGAGCAAUAUGGAGAAAAAAAGUCUGAGUAUGGAAAAGAUGAAUAAUAGUGAAUAGCAAUGGAAAAAUAGGGUAAAUAAUAAUAAGAAAGAAAAGUUAUACCAGUACAUUUGAAUAAACCAUUCAAAACUGUUUCUAAAUUAGGUACAAUAUUUAUCAUAAAAUAAUAAUUUUCUAAAAUGAAAUGAAAACCACACUUAUGUCCAUAAAUGAAAAUGUAAAGAUAUUUUGAAAUUUAAAACAACAUCAUUUUACAUUCCAUGGAUACAUAUUCCUUAUCAACUCGUAUUUCUUGAAACCGAAAAUUCAUAUAUUCUGGGUAUGCAUUUGAUUAAAUAUCGAUAAACCAUUAAGUUUGUUUGACAAAGUGGAAACUUCAAUAUUUAAUCUAAAAAACAAUUUUAAACUUUUUAUAUCGUCUCGAAGUAAUCAAUAUUCAUAUUUCUUACUACAUACGUGAUAAUGUUGAAAUUAUAUUUGACAACAUACAAGAAGUUCAUACAUGUAUCAACUUCAAUCCUAUAUCAAUGCCCAUGACGCCCUAAUAAAAAAGCAGUUUUAUCGUCACAAGUUGCAACGUUGAUAACCUUAACAGGAUGUAGUAUUGCUCUAUCUUCGUGUGUAGCAAAUUGUCUUUCUGAUCCCAUGGGAGCAAUAUUCAACUUUUUUUUUAUCAUAUAUUAUUUUCUAUUUAGUACAUUCGUCAGAUUCUGAAUAUAAGUUUUAACUGGCAAAAUGGAAUAACAGAAAACAUUGUGUGAUA
This is a messenger RNA of Styela clava, 2750 nucleotides long. RefSeq names its product neuropeptide Y receptor type 2-like. Gene Ontology annotation, cellular component: plasma membrane. Lineage: Eukaryota; Metazoa; Chordata; Ascidiacea; Stolidobranchia; Styelidae. Gene Ontology annotation, molecular function: G protein-coupled receptor activity. The record is from RefSeq and is a predicted model, not a curated record. Gene Ontology annotation, biological process: G protein-coupled receptor signaling pathway.